Messenger RNA from Phoenix dactylifera (date palm), 1152 nucleotides. The record is from RefSeq and is a predicted model, not a curated record. NCBI's taxonomy places the organism in Eukaryota, Viridiplantae, Streptophyta, Magnoliopsida, Arecales, Arecaceae.
AUGGAAACAAGAAACACAAGAGAGAGGCCUCUUGAGCAGCUGGAUCUCCACGCACCUCUCAAAUCGGCGAGGCGUUCAUCCAGUUCAGCAGACACUAUCAGUAUGAGCUACUCCAAUUCAAUACGAGUUUAUUCCACCGAUGCAAGCCAGGGGGUCCCUUUUGUGUGGGAGAGCUCUCCCGGCGUGCCCAAGGAGGCAGGAAGGGCCGGGUUAAGCUCGAACGGAGACAACGGCCCUCUCCCCCCAAAGCCCCCACCUAGCCAAUGGCGUCCCUCGGGAGAAGAUAGUAAUGCCAAUGGAAAACACCAGGGUCAUGGUCAUGAUGAUGGCAACGAUAGCGACGUCGAUAAUUGCAGUGAUGGAACCGAGGAUGGAGAUGUUUUCUCGGACGCAUUGGAGGAGAUCUCUCUGUCCGAGUCAUUGGCCAUCGCACAUAGACUGAGCUCCUGCCAUAUCGAAGCAACGGUCGAUCGAGCACCCAGCUUCAUCAUGAACCGCUUUCUUCCAGCCGCCACUGCAUUAGCCAAUUCUUCUGCUACCACGACUCGUAAACAUUGUUAUCGGAGAGCUCCUCCUUCUUGCUCUCAUCAAUCACAGAGGGAGCCGACCAAGAUGCGAACCAGGCACCGGGCGCAUGAUGCUAGGCUUCAGGUGCCGUAUUUUCCGCAUGCAGAGGCUCGAACCGACGUACCUUCGAAGGCUUGUGGGUUAAUGUUCUUCUUUCCUUGGAGCCUGAAGCCCAUGGUUUGCGGGUUCAAGAGCCUAGGCAGAUGCCGAACCUCCAGAGCUAAUCUUAGUGCUUCCCCCCGGAAAACAAUGGAAGGCUUGAGUGAUGGACUGAGUUCUGACGUAGAAGAUGAUGGUGGUGGAUGUGACGACAAGCUAAGCAUCAAGGCUUGCCAUUCUCCAGGAUGGGGACUGCCUUUUCUAGACAUUAGUAGAUUGAGAAAAGGAGGACGGGGUGUUGAUAGGGGGAAAGCUAAGGAAAUCUGCGUUCCAGAACAAUUAGGAAGUAAGUGUGCCAGAAGCCAAAACAGAGCAGGUGGUGGUGGUGGUGCUUCAGAGCGCAAAAGAACGGUUUGGAGCCUUCCUCAGCUCCGAUCCCCUACCGAGUCCUGGCUUUCUAAUGUCCUGGACUCCAACAGCAGAUGA